Struthio camelus australis is the source of this 4264-nucleotide messenger RNA. It is a transcript of the gene METTL15, whose product is annotated as methyltransferase 15, mitochondrial 12S rRNA N4-cytidine. NCBI's taxonomy places the organism in Eukaryota, Metazoa, Chordata, Aves, Struthioniformes, Struthionidae. Gene Ontology annotation, biological process: rRNA base methylation. Gene Ontology annotation, molecular function: rRNA (cytosine-N4-)-methyltransferase activity. The record is from RefSeq and is a predicted model, not a curated record.
UUGCUUCGGCAGAAGAGAGGAACAACCUGAAAGUAAAGUUGACCAACUCCAAAAUGUUAUCUCAGUCUCUGUGCCAAGUUUGCAAAUGGUUGCUUCUACGCAAUUUAGAACUGAGCUCAAUAAAUGCAGUUACUUUCACCAGAAGGAUCCAUUCUUCAGUAAAACAGCUUUCUGAAUGUGAGUUAAAGGAAGAAACCAUACAAAAACGUGAAACCGAAGAGUUGCCUCAAAUUGCAGAAGACAAAAGUUAUGGAAGAUUGCAUAUGCCAGUGAUGCUGGAGGAAGUUGUUAAUUUUUUAUCCCCACAGCCAGGCCAGUGUUUCUUUGAUAUGACGUUUGGAGCUGGAGGUCAUACUACAGCUCUUCUACAGAAAGCCAGUGACGUUACAAUAUAUGCUCUAGACAGGGACCCCACGGCUUAUAAAAUAGCUCAGCAGCUUUCAGAAUCUUACCCGAAACAGAUUCGAGCUCUUCUAGGACAGUUUAGCCAGGCAGAGGCUUUGUUAAUCUCAUCUGGAGUUGAGCCGGGAACUCUAGAUGGAGUUCUCUUGGAUGCUGGCUGUUCUUCGAUGCAAUUUGAUUCACCUGAAAGAGGUUUUUCACUGCAGAAGGACGGUCCUUUGGACAUGAGGAUGGAUAGUGACAGGUACCCUGACAUGCCCACUGCUGCUGAUGUUGUGAAUGCUUUAGAUCAACAGGCGCUUGCGUCCAUCCUGAGAACAUACGGGGAGGAGAGGCAUGCCAAGAAAAUCGCUUCUGCCAUCGUUCAGGCACGCAGCAUAUACCCCAUCACCAGAACUCAGCAGCUUGCAAGCAUUGUUGCAGGUGCUUUUCCAGCAUCAGCAUUGUACGCGCGAAAAGACUUGCUUCAGAGACCUACUCAUGUUGCUACCAAAACUUUCCAAGCACUGCGAAUAUUUGUAAAUGAUGAGCUCCAUGAACUCUUUAUGGGGCUGAAGACAGCUGAGAAGUUUCUAAAGCCUGGAGGUCGACUUGUAGCCCUUUCUUUUCAUUCACUAGAAGAUCGUAUUAUCAAACGUUUUCUGUAUGGAAUAGACAUGACAGAAAAGUACAACCUUGGCUCAAGGCAGAAGAUAAGACAAGGUCUAAAAAAUUGCUCCAAAGAAGAAGACACAGAGGAAUUUUCCCAUGGAAAAUCCAACUCAAAGUGGGUUUUUAUACAGAAAAAAGUUCUCACACCCCAGGCCAAGGAUGUUCAAACAAACCCAAGAGGGAGGUCUGCCAAGUUAAGAGCUGCUUUGAAGCUCUAGAGCAAAAUGUAUGAUUACAAAAUUGUAUGAUUUCCUAAAAUUUCCUCUUCGAGAAGGAUAACUGAACAGAUAGUAUCACAUUGAAAAAUUAAGUGAAAAAAAAUGCUGUUGGGAAACAUUUCUUUUUUACUUUUGUAUUUCUUUUUACUUGGGGUGUAGCGUUGAAAACAGGACAUCAAAAGGUAAAAUAUGGGUAGAUGAGAGGGUGUCACUAGUUAUACAAAAAAGACAACUUUUUUAAAAGAGUAUCAAAACCAGACCUUAUAAAAAUUACAAUUUGGGUGCAUUGACACUAUAUCCUUUAGAUUUAAUUCAGUACUUUGACAUGAACAAUCUAAAUUCAGUGGCUGAUUGAGAGAGAGACAUUUUUGCAGGGAUUGAUUUAGCACACCUGAGUCAGAUGACUAAUUUAGUCUAGAGUAAGUUUAAAGUAACCUAAGAAUUCACGAUAUAUGAAAUUCUGUGUCUCUAUUGAUUCAUUGCGUGAAUGCCUGUAGGACUAUUCCAAUUACUAGUUCUUAAAUAAAUUAAUAUCUGAUGUUUUACCCAAGAAAUUGUAAAUAGGCUUUUACCUUUGUUAAUUAGUAAAUUUUUACAUUAUCUGAGUGAUCAACUGGUUAGAUAAUGUUUAUGGCAUCUAAAUAAUGAAUGUAUUUUGGGGGAAAAAAAGAUGCUUAGAAGUUCACUAUUUGUAUGCAGAUACUAAAAGCAGCAACAACUGGAGGAAGAUUUGUAGUAGAUAAUUUAGAUUUCUUUCUGUGGCCCUAACUUCUGCGCAUAGAUCCAGUAAAGCUUUUGUGUUGAUUCAAUUAUAAUUAACUCAUCAAAAAAGGGGUUAUGUGGGUCUUAAGCCGUAUUCUCAUUUGCUGCUGAUGGUUUAUUAAGAGUUGCUACUAGGGAGCAUAGUAAAUUAUUUUUAAGUGGUCCAUUUUAACACUAGAUUCCUAUUUGGAUGCUGUGCUAACUAGUAUAAUUUGUAAGAAUUUUUUUUUUUUGAUAAAGCUAAUAAAUAUGAAAUGGAUCGAGCUCUGAGUUUGUAUUUUAUCUUAAAAGACUGUUGCUUUGUUAUCUUACAGAUAACCGGGAAAAUAGUGUAAGUUUCAACUUUUUCGAGCUCUGACUCAUCUCUUCAGAAGAAGAAAAAAAAUCUUUAUUUGGAUAAUCAAAUAUGUAGCAGCAUUUCAUUUCUGCUAAAGCUGGUGCUUGGCUGGUAGAAUAAGAAAAUUCUGAAUUUCUGACUCUAAAUUAAAUGAUUACUACACUAGCUUGUGAAAGAAAACUGACUGGGUGACUUCAGGCUUGAUUUUCAUCAAACAUCCUCUUUAUGUUGAUGUAAAUUUGAUUACUUCACUGGAGUUGUUUGAGUCAUAUUGACAUAAAGAAGUUGAAAUUUAGGUUCACCAUCUAUAAUAUACACUAUACUGAAAUAUCUUAAUUCCUUGGUAGAGCUAAGCCAUCUAAUAUCAGUGAUGUUCUUAGGUUUAUACAUCAUGAUUUACAUCACUAGUCUGAAAUAACAGCUGAAUUAUGAUGGGCACUUCAUAUUUUUCUGAAAUUUCAAUAUUUCACUUUCAUUAUGUAUGCUAUUAAAUAUUAAAUACAACAUACCACUUCAAAUAAUAUUAUUUACUGUUGACAAUUUAGAGACAAGAGACUAUACCUUAAAUAGACUUUUUAAAUCCUAACAUUAAAUAUAAAUACCAGAAGUUAUUUUUAGUUAAGAUACCAUAUUGAAAUGUACAUAUUGAAAAUUCCUCCAAUCUAAUUUAAAAGGCACAAUUUCUUAUGCUCGUGACCAAGACUCAAUACUGUAUUCCUAUUGUCAGUUCCUUACCUUUGGGUUUGAGUUCCACAGCCAUGGCAGGGCGUCAGUCAUUGAGCUCUUCUCCAUAGAUGAUGAUCUGUUUUGUUCCCCUCGGGGUGUCCUUAAUUUCAGCUUUGAACUGGUGAUAUGGAGAGUGCAUGGAUUUUAAUUUACGUUUAAAAGCACCUGAAAGCAGAAUUUUCUGUUUUUUCCAGAAAAACUUCUGUUUAUCAUUAGCCAACGUGCUCUUGUAUCUAUUAAGUGUUUCAUUUUCAUUUAGUAGGUAAAGUUGUAUUAGGUGAAGAAUAUAAGAUCUCUAUGUUCUUUUCAAGACUCAGGUAUACGUAGCAUAUGUUAAACUUUCCUAACAUGGUAUGCAUGACACAUUAGUAGAACUAAACAUUUUUCACCAUAACCAAAAAUUUUAUUUAUGAAGACAGUGUACCAUGGAAAGUUACAGGCUCACUGAAAACCAAAUCAUGCUGUCAAGAUACAAAUCGUACAUCAUUUCUAAAAUGUUGCCAUGCAACCUGAGCAACGUUCAUUUUAAUACAGCCAAACACAAGAUAAUAUAUCUAAGGAGAAGGACUGUAGCCCAUGUUUACAAGAAAUACGGCAAUACUACGGUGCUAAACAUGACAGGAGGAAGAGAAACUUGAGAUGUGUAAGAGAAGAAUAUCAAGUAAUAGCUGUGGGGCGACAGUGGUGUUGCCAAACAGUAUGGCUGUGCAGAGCAUAUUGCUACCGUUCAUUGGUAUUUUUUCAUGUCAGUACUUCAAAAGGACGUGGAAAAAUUUAAAAAAGGAUCGGAAACCUGCUAUGUGACUAUUUCUAUGCCUUGUAAACAUGCUUUAUAUUGAAAUGUUUUAAAAUUUUGAUUUAACUGGGUAAACUGGUAACCGGUAGUGCAAGAGAAGGUCAAGUUUUAAUGUUUAUAGUCUAAAGUACCUAUCUGGAAAGAGAUCACUGAUGGUAGACAGUAGUAAAACACAUGAUUGUUUGAAGAUUAGACACAGUUAUGCUAUGAGGUUUUUAUAGUUAAAAUAAAAUACUUCUUAAAAACACCAUUCUAAAUUAUAAGCAAAUAGCUAUAUUUAAAGCCUAUUUAACUAUGUGAGGGCCUGCCAACAGCUGUUACUAUUGUUUCACUGUUGUUGCCUAAAGAAAAAUAAAGUUUCAGUGUUUUAUA